UAUAACCCACCGUAGACAAGCAGCAUCACGCAGUUUUCAACGAAGUCGCAUCAAACAAUCAUGUCCGCGUUGUUACUGAUACUGGCGCUAACGCCACUGUUACUAGCCAUAAUCUACAUCAAACAAAAGUACACCUACUGGGCUCGCCGGAAUGUUCCGUUUCUGAAACCGCGCUUCCCGUACGGAAACUUCCACGCACUGGACCGGAAAUCCAUCGCCGACGUAUCCCGCGAGGCCUACGAGCAGAUGAAGGACUUCGGAUCGUUCUAUGGGGCGUACUUCUUUCUGCAACCGCUGAUAACCAUCACCGAUCCGGAUCUGAUUAAGCUGGUGUUCAUUAAAGAUUUCAACUUCUUUCCGGAUCGGGGCAUGUACUUCAACGAACGGGAUGAUCCCCUGUCGGCGCACAUGUUCGCCAUCGAGGGUAACAAGUGGCGAUCGCUGAGGCAGCGACUUUCGCCGACGUUCACUUCCGGUAAGAUGAAGAUGAUGUUCCCGACAUUGGCUGCGGUUGGAGAAAAUUUUUCGGAAUUUUUGAUUGAGGAAAUCGGCGGUGGGAAGGUAGUGGAAGUGAAAGACUUUAUGGCGAAGCUUACGACCGAUAUCAUCGGAAGUUGUGCAUUUGGAAUCGAGUGUAACAGUUUCAAGGACCCGCAGGGCAGAUUCAGGCAGUUUGGAAAGAAGGUGUUUGAAACUCCACCACAUGGAUCGCUGGUUAGGCUGGCGCUGAAAUCAUUCCCGGAUAUUGCUCGGCGGCUACGGAUCAAAGCUUUACAUGAAGACGCGAGUCAGUUUUUCUAUGAUGUUGUGAGAGAUACAGUGAAUUACAGGGAGAAAAGUGGCGUAGAAAGGAAGGACUUUCUAAGUUUACUGAUCGACAUGAAGAAGGAUGGCGUAGAUUUUACCAUGGACGAGAUUGCAGCCAAUUCGUUCAUCUUCUUUGGUGCCGGAUUUGAAACGUCUUCUUCGAACCAGACCUUCUGUUUGUACGAGUUGGCGCGGCAUCCUGAUUAUCAAGAAAAGGCUCGCCAAAAUGUUCUGGAUGCUUUGCGGAAACACGGAGGAAUGACCUAUGAAGCCGCUUGUGAUAUGCAGUAUUUGGAUCAGUGCAUAAAUGAAACACUGCGACUGUACCCAUCUGUUCCAGUUCUCGAACGAAGGGCCUUCCAGGACUACAAAAUUCCCGGUCAUGACGUAGUGAUCCCCAAAGGCAUGAAAAUCAACGUGCCGGCAUUCGCCAUCCACCGGGAUGAACGGUUUUAUCCUGAUCCGGACGUGUUCAAUCCAGAUCGAUUUCACCCAGCAGAAGCUGCCAAAAGACAUAUUUGCACCUUUAUACCGUUUGGGGAAGGUCCUCGCAUCUGCAUCGGGCUACGCUUCGGAAUGAUGCAAUCCAGAGUGGGUUUAGCCACCAUCCUCAGCAAAUUCCGUAUUAGCACUUGCUCGGAAACGCCGAACCCGCUGGAGUAUUCGAGUAAAACUUCCGUUCUGAUACCGAAAGAAGGGCUAUGGCUACGAGUCGACCCAUUAUAAAAUCAGUCAUCGCCUAGGUCAUCGCACAACUAUUCCGAUAUGCAACAAUAAAGAGUCAUAAACUGUAAA
Messenger RNA from Aedes albopictus (Asian tiger mosquito), 1602 nucleotides. RefSeq names its product cytochrome P450 6a2-like. The transcript has 2 exons. The record is from RefSeq and is a predicted model, not a curated record. Gene Ontology annotation, molecular function: oxidoreductase activity, acting on paired donors, with incorporation or reduction of molecular oxygen; monooxygenase activity; heme binding. Bases 61 to 1533 code for a protein of 490 amino acids. Lineage: Eukaryota; Metazoa; Arthropoda; Insecta; Diptera; Culicidae.